Penicillium chermesinum is the source of this 969-nucleotide messenger RNA. RefSeq lists its product as uncharacterized. The coding region runs from base 1 to 969 and encodes 322 amino acids. The transcript is spliced from 3 exons. Lineage: Eukaryota; Fungi; Ascomycota; Eurotiomycetes; Eurotiales; Aspergillaceae. The record is from RefSeq and is a predicted model, not a curated record.
AUGCCCAAGAAGACUCCGAUAUGGAUCAAGCGUGCGAUCAAGCGUGCCGAAACGGCAGAGCUGCAGCUGAAGUUGAUGCUUUGUGACAUGUGGCUAUAUACAAGGGACAAGUAUCUCUCAGAGAAAGAAUUGCAGGAGCUCGACACAAAACUGUUCGUGAUUGAUUUUGCGACGGGGGCUACCAGCGACCAGUUCCACAACUACUUCAUGCCCCAGGAAGCCAAGAUUCCGAAGCUCAAGAAUAUCUUCAAACAAGAUGAUCCCGGCACGGUCAGUUUCACAGUCGGCCGUUACUCCAUCAAGAUCGGCUGGAAAUCUCCCCGAAAGGGAUGUGAUAUACGAAAGAUAGCCGACCAAGCUCACGACCGGCUCUUCUCAAGGCAGUUAGCCGAUCGAUUCCAGGUCAUUCGUGCUGUGCAAAUGAACAGGCUUCAUCAAUCUCACAUCCAGGUAUGGAUGACAAGCUCCGGCCUUGCCAAGGACAAGACUCCUACGGUUGCCGAGCUGCUGGUGUUGGUAAGUUGGAUGGUGGAGGGCUUCUAUCAGCAGAAAACGGGACAAGCAGACAGGGUAGCACCCAAAGAGUCUCCCAAUCUUGUGUUUCCGACCCUAGUCAUUUCGUUUCAUCCGCGAGACCAUGCCCGAAUCUUAUACGGAUAUUACGCCGAGGGGCUCAAGCUUGGCAUCAGCGAGCUGGUGGAUUUUGAUACGUCAGAUUAUCUCGCUAAGAUGGAGCGUCUUCUGCGAUGGGCGUUCCCGACGACCAACAGUUUUACUACAAAGCCGGUGCCUCUUCCGACCAUCGCGGAGAACGAAGAGAACAUACUCCAGGUAGAGAGGAAGGCACAAUCCGGGGAUUCAAAAAGACAUUUCUGCAGAGGGUUUGCUCGCUUUGGUAAAUAUCAAUUUGGCGCUCGGAGUAAAGAUAUGGUCCGAAGUGUGUCCACUAUGCUCUCCGGUUUAGAAUGA